Messenger RNA from Apus apus (common swift), 2910 nucleotides. RefSeq names its product autophagy related 4B cysteine peptidase (gene ATG4B). The record is from RefSeq and is a predicted model, not a curated record. Gene Ontology annotation, molecular function: protein-phosphatidylethanolamide deconjugating activity. NCBI's taxonomy places the organism in Eukaryota, Metazoa, Chordata, Aves, Apodiformes, Apodidae. The transcript is spliced from 13 exons. Bases 58 to 1239 code for a protein of 393 amino acids.
CAUCCGCGGCGCAGGGCCGUGUGUGUCGGCGGGGCCGGCGGUGGCGGGGCCGCCGCCAUGGACGCAGCUACUCUUACCUAUGACACUCUCAGGUUUGAAUACGAAGACUUCCCUGAGACCAAAGAACCCGUUUGGAUCCUGGGCCGGAAAUACAGUGUUUUUACAGAGAAAGAAGAGAUCCUGUUGGAUGUGACCUCUCGGCUUUGGUUCACCUACAGAAAGAACUUCCCUGCCAUCGGAGGAACUGGUCCCACAUCUGACACUGGCUGGGGCUGCAUGUUACGGUGUGGCCAGAUGAUCUUUGCUCAGGCCUUGGUCUGCAGGCAUUUGGGAAGAGACUGGAGGUGGAUCAAAGGGAAGAAGCAGAUGGAUAAUUACUUCAAUGUUCUUAAUGCCUUCAUUGACAAAAAAGACAGCUACUACUCCAUUCACCAGAUAGCCCAGAUGGGAGUUGGAGAGGGAAAAUCCAUAGGUCAGUGGUAUGGACCAAACACAGUUGCUCAAGUGCUCAAAAAACUUGCAACUUUUGAUACAUGGAGUUCCCUGGCAGUACAUAUAGCCAUGGACAACACAGUAGUGAUGGAAGAAAUCAGGCGGCUGUGCCGGUCCCACUCGCCGUGUGCUGGAGCUGCAGCGUGUCCUGCUGUGGAGUCAGACCUGCUCUGCAAUGGCUUCCCAGAGGAAGCAGAGCUUAGGGAUAGGCUCUCCCAGUGGAAACCCCUGGUGCUGCUGAUACCUCUCCGCCUUGGGCUCACAGAGAUCAAUGAAGCCUACAUUGAAACACUAAAGCACUGCUUCAUGAUGCCCCAGUCCCUGGGAGUGAUUGGAGGGAAACCAAACAGUGCUCACUACUUCAUUGGCUACGUAGGUGAGGAGCUCAUCUACCUGGAUCCCCACACCACCCAGCCUGCAGUGGAGCCCACUGACAGCAGCUGCCUGCCCGAUGAAAGCUUCCACUGCCAGCACCCUCCCUGCAGGAUGAGCAUCGCUGAGCUCGACCCCUCCAUCGCCGUGGGCUUUUUCUGCAACACAGAGGAAGAUUUUAAUGACUGGUGCCAGCAAAUCAAAAAGCUGUCCCUGGUCAGGGGAGCUCUGCCCAUGUUUGAACUGGUUGAGCGCCAGCCCUCCCACUUCUCCAGCCCUGAUGUCCUGAAUCUCACACCAGACUCCUCCGACGCCGACAGAUUGGAAAGGUUUUUCGACUCCGAAGAUGAAGACUUUGAAAUCCUAUCCCUUUGAAAACAAAAUAGGAAACUGACUCUGCAAAUCUGUGUUUCGUGUGGGGGAGAAGGGGGGGGAGGGAAGCUCCUUUGAGAGCCUGGGGCUGCUGGGUUUCAUAGGCACUUGCUGCCAUCCCCACCUCUUGUCCAUCCUGGCCUUCCGUGCAGCCUCCGAGCGGAGCGCGCCUUGUCUGCCUUGGGAUGAGGAACCAAGUGGGUGUUGUAGCCUUACUGGCUGGAGUUGGAAUUUCUUAGCAGAAAACAGUUGCUGGAAGUGGAUGCAGUGGUGCUUAGGAGUUCAGAGCCUAUCUGUGACAUCAGCAGGUCAGCUGGCCUUCUGGGGGAGGCGUGGAAAUGGUUCAGAGUGCUAAAUCCUUUCCCAGGGACUCCCCUCUGAAGCUUCAGUAGAACCACCCCUCAUUUAGCAGAUAGAAUGUACAGUUAAUUCCUUUAGCAGCUUCUCCCUGGACAACUUGGACUGCAGCUCAGGAUGCAAAUGAACAGCAGACAUGUCCCACCAAGGCAGCUGUGAAGCCCCUGGAGUCCAGGCUUCCUCCAGUACCACUCCUGUUGGUGCUUUGCAGUGCACAGCACUUCCUCGCAGGUGUAGUACCCUUCUCCUGCUCACCAGGAAGUUGAGGGAACUUCAAAGUGACUGGUAAUUCCAUAAGUGGAAGGCUGGGGAGGAACCAUCUCAAUCUCAGUGUAAGUAACAGCAGAAAUGAGGAAAGGAGACUAGAAAAUGUGGAGGUUCUUCAGUCGACAAAGCCUUGUGCUCCUACAGUAUCUUCAGGGAAGCUGCUUUGAGCAGAGAACUGUGGGUUCCACAGCCUUGGGGAAAAAAAAGUCCACAGCUGGGAGAGGUGAAGCAGGACAGCUGAGAUCUGCCAGUCAGGUGCCUGCUUGUGCCUGCACCCCAGUGUGUUCAGUGGUGGCUGGGAAUUGAUCCUGUUGGUACCAAAACUGGGAGCCAUGAAACUCCUCAAGGUGUCCUUGGUGGCUUGUUCAGUAGUUCUUCCAACUACUCCUGUGAGACAUUUCCAAAUCAGAAGAGGUGUCUGAAGAUGGAGUAGACUUCCCACCUACCUUGGUACCUUUGGUCUUUUGCCAGUUCCCCCUCCCUGCAGAGCAUGCCCAAAGGUACUGUAGGAGCUCACCUGGAGAAACCCAUCUCAUCAUCCCAGAGAGGGCAGCAAAGACAGAAUGCCUUGAGAAGGUCCAAUUAUACUGGAAAAUUUAGCUCCUUUAGGAUGAUCCAGCUCUGCCUGGAGCCUUUCUCCAACACGAGUUCAGAGAAGGGUCAAGGAGAACUGUUCUAAAGGCAGACUGCAACAGGAUUUGCUGAAGUAGUUUCCUUAGUGCAUGCUGCAGACCUGUUCACAGGGCUUUUUGUUUUGUCCAUUUAGGAUUGGAACCUGUCAGUUGAUGCUUUCAUGCCCAGGGGUGGCUAGAAAUGACCCAUUUCCCCCCAUGACUGACCUACUGAUGCUCUUAACUCUCCCUGUGCUGUCUCCAAAAGCAGAGGUUUGGACUGGGAACCACAAUGCUUCUGUCACUAAAUUAUUUGCUGCUUUCUGCCUGCUUCUCCUCUUCUCUCUUGUAGUUAGGGGAAGAGGCAGCAGAGGAAAUGGGGCUGUGCUCCAUUCAUCUGCUUUCAGUUUGUAUCUGAAUAAACAGACCUAAAAUCUUG